Molecule: messenger RNA, 1443 nt
Organism: Lycium barbarum (goji berry)
Lineage: Eukaryota; Viridiplantae; Streptophyta; Magnoliopsida; Solanales; Solanaceae
Product: putative F-box/LRR-repeat protein At3g18150
Exons: 2
Coding region: 1-1443 (480 amino acids)
Molecular function (GO): protein binding
Source: RefSeq, a predicted model, not a curated record
AUGGGGACAGGCACAGCUGACAUAUUGCCCGAAUGUGUCAUUCGCAAAAUACUCUGUUAUCUUAGUUAUGGAGAAGCAACCCGGAUGAGAAUUCUCUCCAAAACAUGGCUACAGGCCUGGUUGACUCUUCCCAACUUGGCAUUCGGAGUCUCUUCUGGCGAAAGCUUAACAAUAGUGGAUAAAGUCACGAAGAGAUAUAGGGACGGAAAUAUCCCUAUUGACAGGUUUGAACUUCACAACUUUACGGAACCUGACGGUCUUUUCCCUCUGAUUGAUAAGUGGCUUGGCAUUGCUCUUCAAAAUGGUGUAAAAGAUCUAGUGUAUAGAGAUGUUAGAUAUUCAUCAUCAUACCCCUUCCCCAUUUUUAUAUUCUUGGCAGCAGAAUCUUUACGAGAACUAGUCCUGACGGGUUGUGAUCUGAUGCAUAUUUCGUUAUCUACUAGUCGUUUGGUGAACUGCCAUUCUUUGAGAAAGCUUUCUCUAUCUUGUGUCCAUUUAGAUGAGAACAUGCUUCAGACUCUACUCAUUAGUUGUCCAUUAAUUGACACUUUAAUCAUCGAGCAUUGUAUUGGUCUGAAUAAAAUUGAGCUCCGGAAUCUUCAGAAGAUCACGUCACUUACCAUUAAUAUUCACCGACGUGUUAAAAUUCAAGCACCAACUCUUGAACACUUGUCCUAUUCUAGUUAUUCUUUGGAAGAAUUGGAUAUUGUUGAAUAUCAUAAUCUGAAAUCUUUAGAGAUAUCAUGUAUGCAAAUAUCUAAAGGAUUUCUCGAGCACCUUAUCUCUAAACCUCACUUCCUUGAGAGUUUGAAAUUGGUUAAAAUUACUUCAGGAAGUUUUGACAUCUGCAGGAGUCAAUCCCUAAGGGUCUUAAAGAUUCAGAAUUGCGAGAUCAUAGGAACAAUUGAUGCUCCAAAUUUGCUAUUAUUUGAGUAUAAAGGACGACGUGUUAUUCCUCAGCUUAAAUUUGCAAGAGAAUCAAGCCAAUUGAAGCACUCACAGAUCAUUCUUGAUUCCUUGUACAAUUUAGAUGCUGCGUGGUUUUGUAAGUUGAGAAAAUUUCUAUCACAUUCGACCUCUUGGUCUCAAGUUACCCUUUAUUUUCUCAAAUGCAGUGAGAUCAACAUGAAAUAUUUGCAACUGCACCAUAGAAUUGCUACCCCACAAGUGGACAUUUUAGAUUUGAAGCAAGAGGAGGUAUUGCUGGUUUCAUGUGAAUUACCAAUAGUUACAAGACCACAGAGUAGUGUUCCAGAACUUUACUGUUUUUCCUUAGCCUAUGCUCUCAAUAUCCUGUUUAAUGUGGCUUCCUUUUUGGGUACCUUUGUUCUUGGUUUUAACUUCCCUCAGAUUAAAGAAGAAAAUAUUGGUGAAGAAUGUCGCAACUCUAUUGAAAGAAAGUGGCAACUUUAUCAUAAGAAAAUUGAACAGAAAACUUAUUAA